AUGAAUCAAAAACAAACCAUGGUGAUGUUUUUCUUGUUAGCCCUAAUCUCGACAUUGAUUUUCAGACAAUCUGAAGCGGAUGCAAAUUAUUGUUCAACGACCGCCAUAGAUAACGUGCCGGGAUGUUUUGAUGCGGUGAGAUUAGCGUCAGAUUUUGAUUUCAGAUGGCUAUCAAAAGAUUGUUGCCAAGCAGUGAGAAUAUUUCUUGAUCCUUGCUACUUGAUUGUUUAUCCUGGCAAAGCAUACCCUAUUCAUUUCUUCCAAAGCAUUUGUAUUGAUAAGUUUCCUGGAUCAAAUUUAUGA
This is a messenger RNA of Eutrema salsugineum, 303 nucleotides long. RefSeq lists its product as uncharacterized. The transcript has a single exon. Bases 1 to 303 code for a protein of 100 amino acids. NCBI's taxonomy places the organism in Eukaryota, Viridiplantae, Streptophyta, Magnoliopsida, Brassicales, Brassicaceae. The record is from RefSeq and is a predicted model, not a curated record.